AUGAUAGUAUGGCAAGGUAUCCCUCAGCAUCACCAGGAUCAGAUGAUUAGUCAUGGCAAAAUUCCGUACAAUUUUAAUUGCGCGGAAUUUGAUCCGAAGACUUCCGAGUUAAAAUUUCCCAGUUAUCUCGACAAGAAACCGGGUUUAUUCGAGUGUCCAAACUGUGGCAAGUAUUAUCGUUGGCUGAGAAACAUGAGAAGUCAUCUGAAGAUCGAAUGUGGCAAGGAUCCAAAGGAGUGUUGCCCUUAUUGUUCGCAUCGCACCAAAUACAAGAGCAGUUUGCAUAAACACAUACAGAGAAUGCAUCCAGAAACUGUAUCUAGAGAAUAA
This is a messenger RNA of Atta colombica, 330 nucleotides long. RefSeq names its product longitudinals lacking protein, isoforms A/B/D/L-like. The transcript has a single exon. The record is from RefSeq and is a predicted model, not a curated record. Lineage: Eukaryota; Metazoa; Arthropoda; Insecta; Hymenoptera; Formicidae. The coding region runs from base 1 to 330 and encodes 109 amino acids.